Leucoraja erinaceus (little skate) is the source of this 816-nucleotide messenger RNA. Its product is annotated as cyclin-dependent kinase 20. The transcript has 4 exons. Gene Ontology annotation, biological process: protein phosphorylation. The record is from RefSeq and is a predicted model, not a curated record. Bases 313 to 816 code for a protein of 167 amino acids. Gene Ontology annotation, molecular function: ATP binding; cyclin-dependent protein serine/threonine kinase activity. Gene Ontology annotation, cellular component: nucleus. NCBI's taxonomy places the organism in Eukaryota, Metazoa, Chordata, Chondrichthyes, Rajiformes, Rajidae.
GAGAGGAGAGAGAGGAGAGAUCCCUCUCUGAGGGGGAGAGACCCCUCUUUCUGUGUAGAGAUCCCUCUGUCGAGGGGAGGGUGUAGAGGAGGGGAGAGGAGAUUCCUUCAUUGUGAGGAGAGAUCUCUCCUGUAGAGGAGAGAAGAAGAGAUCCCUCAUUGUAGGGAGGGGAGAAAUCCCUCUGGAGAGGAGAGAGAUCGCUUAGUGAGGAGAGGAGAGGAGAGGGUCCCUCAUUGUUGGAGAGAUCCCUCAUUUUUGGGGGAGGGGAGAGAUCCCUCAGGGUGUGACGUUGAGGGAGGGGAGGGGAGCCUGAUGGAACAGUACAGCAUCCUUGGCAGAAUCGGGGAAGGGGCGCAUGGCAUCGUCUUCAAAGCCAAGCAGGUGGAGACAGGAGAGACAGUCGCUCUGAAGAAAGUGGCCUUGCGUAAACUUGAGGAUGGCAUUCCCAAUCAGGCUCUGCGGGAGAUCAAGGCUGUACAGGAAAUCGAGGACAACCAGCAUGUGGUGAAACUGAAGGAUGUCUUCCCCCACGGGACUGGAUUUGUCCUGGUCUUUGAGUACAUGUUGUCCGAUCUGUCGGAGGUGAUCCGGAACUCGGACAGGCCCCUCACUGAGUCGCAGGUCAAGGGGUACAUGAUGAUGCUGCUCAAAGGGGUGGCCUUCUGCCACGAGAACUCCAUCAUGCACAGGGACUUGAAGCCGGCUAACCUCCUCAUCAGUUCUACCGGGCACCUGAAAAUCGCCGACUUUGGCCUGGCCCGAGUCUUCUCUACCCAGGGAGGCCGCCUCUACAGUCACCAAGUAGCCACGCGGUGA